CCAAAGCCACCACUAAUGCAUCCUAAAAAAGAACUACAAUUGUGCCAAUUACCCGGGCCAGCAGAGUAUGAGCGAUGGCACUAACACCACAACACCAGCAGGGAGUUGGUGGACCAGACAGAACUAUGAUGGCUAUGCGCCGAACAACAACAAUUGGAACCGUGUGCACCCCAUGUAUGCCCAUUCGCUUCCUUCCAGGGCCAUUCCGGUUUGUACAUUAUGCCUAUCGGCAACAAAAGAGUUUCUACACAUGCAUACAUGUUUGUAACUAUGAAAACCCCAACGGAUCAUCAAAUAGCACCCCUGCAAUGUGUUUAGAUGGAACCUAAAGUAUUGUGGGGUUAGGUGUUUUUGAUGAAGAAGGCUAUUUAUUCUAUUGUAUAGGAUGAUUACAUUAUUAUGUCGCUCAUUGGUGUGUUUCCAGAAUGCCAGAGGAGGUGCACAGGAUCCACGGUGGCCAUCGGAGGAGAGAACAACAACUGGGCCUUUAGGUUUAGCAAGUUUUCCAGUCCCACUGCAUUCCCUUGUGCCUAUUAUGUUCCUCGGCAAUGAUAUGGCAAGAGACAGCAACCCAAGGCUCAGACAGUCCAUGCUCGAGUCCCCUCCAAGGUUGAUAGGCCAAUGGAAUAUGCAAGUCCCUACACAGGAGGAACAGUCAAGAUUAACCCGUGAUGAGCAGAAAACAGCCUUGAUGAGGCUAAAGAAAGAAAUCUAUAAUCCACCACCAAAGGCGGGCAAGCAACUGUGGCUGUAUUAUCGAGAGAAUUCUAGAAACAGUCCUACCAAUAAUGAAAACGAUAAGGAUGAAGAUGGUAAAAGGUGUGCCAUUUGUUUAGAAGAUUUUGUGCCCAAGCAGUUGGUGAUGCUCACUCCAUGCAACCAUAUGUUUCACGAGGAUUGCAUCGUGCCAUGGGUGAAGAACCAUGGACAGUGCCCAGUUUGUAGGUUUGCAAUUUGCUAGCGAAUGAAACAGAUUGCAGUGGCUCCAAACAAUAUCAAUGCAAACGUGGCUGCCACUGAUCCAUUUCCUAGCGAGCUGAUUUCACUUAUAAGAGCCAUGGAGGAAGUUUUUGAACGAAGGAAUGUAAGAACUCUGCACUGACCUGGUAGUAUACAAAAUAAGAAGAAAAAUAGAAAACAAAUGUUCUAGACUACUGGCUGCAGUUCUAUUGUUACCAAGGAACCCAGUUCCCAAAUUCAGAAACAUAAACUUGAAUAAUUUUGGGCAAAGAUUAUGCCAGUUUAUUUCUUUUCAAUAUGAUCCUCGUGAUCCUUCCUUGAUACCUUGAUUGAUGAUCCUCCACUCACUUUGUGCACAUCAUUGAAGAUUUGGAAACCUAAAGUGCAUUUGAAAAUGCAAGUUUAUCCAUGGUUAAUUACUCAUGGUAAGAUCAAUACUAAUGAUGCGUUCCAAAGGAG
Messenger RNA from Ilex paraguariensis (yerba mate), 1419 nucleotides. Lineage: Eukaryota; Viridiplantae; Streptophyta; Magnoliopsida; Aquifoliales; Aquifoliaceae. The record is from the annotation of a GenBank genome assembly.